CAUUUAUUCUCAACAAGUGAAGUUUUGACUCAGUCAGUCUUAUUUAACAAGAAGUAAAAUAAAGUGGCAUAAUGUUGCAGAAUACUAUUUGUAUAUUCCUAAUGUUGAGUGCCUUGACUUUCUUAUCUGAUGCAACUACACUUCCUCCAUCUAAAGAGGUCAAUAUGUUAAAUUCAACAAGUUCUCAGUUGUCCGAAAUAAGAGCUGAACAGGGACAGGAACUUAAGAUUCUUCUAUCGGACAUGCAGUUAAUAAAAACGGAACUUGAACUACUAAAAAAAGAAAUAAAUGUUGUGGUAUCGGAUAAUCAAUGUAGAGCAGAGACCGAAAAACAGAAAACAGAUAUAAUUGAUAGGGAAAAAGAAAAUCGAUCACUGAAAGCAGAUAUACAACUAUUUAGAACGGACAUACAAACUCUGAGAACGGACUUCGACCUACAAAAAAAAGAUUUAAUUAAUAAGGAAGCGAAUAUUCUGACUUUACAAGCAGAGUUGGAAAACCAAAAGAAAAGUGUACUUGACAACGAGUCUAAUAUCCAAUUGCUUAAAAAUGAAAAUCAACUUCUUAGAACGGAGCAGGAGCGUAAUAGAAAGUUACUUCAACCACACAAUUGUACAGAAGCCAAGUCUAGUGGGAUUAAUGAAAUACUCCUACCUUUUAGUUGUCAACCUUUUAAAGUUGCCUGCGAUGCGGAAACCCGAGGAGGAGGUUGGACCAUUAUCCUGAGAAGGAUGGAUGGCAGUGUUAGCUUUCAUCGAAACUGGACGGAAUAUAAAAAUGGAUUUGGUGAUCUGAAUGGCGAGUUCUUCUUCGGCUUAGACAAGAUACAUGAAAUAACGGCAGAAAGAAGUCAAGAGUUACUUGUUCUUCUCGAGGACUAUCAGGGAGUCAAUGCAUUUGAGAAGUACGAUGAAUUCGCAAUUGGAAACGAGGAUCAACAAUAUGAAUUACACACUUUGGGCAAAGCCAGUGGAGCUGCAGGUGAUUCAUUCUCAGAUCAUCGUGGCAAAAAAUUUUCUACAUUCGAUCGGGAUAAUGAUGGUAUAUCGGAUAUACACUGCGCUGAGCUACACACUGGCGGCUGGUGGUACCGUUCCAACAAUUUUUGUCAAUUCUGCAAAUUGACGGGAACCUACGGAAACAACGAUUAUGACGAAGGCGUCACUUGGGACGAAUUUCGGGGAUCUGAAUACUCCCUGAAGACAGCCGUUAUGAUGAUUCGGCCCAAAAAGUGAAUUCCAAAUUCUUAAAAGCAGUUUCUAAAGAAUUUAAAUAAAAACCAUUGUAAUUCUCUGUA
Drosophila innubila is the source of this 1297-nucleotide messenger RNA. RefSeq names its product ficolin-1-like. The record is from RefSeq and is a predicted model, not a curated record. The coding region runs from base 72 to 1235 and encodes 387 amino acids. The transcript has 3 exons. Lineage: Eukaryota; Metazoa; Arthropoda; Insecta; Diptera; Drosophilidae.